Micromonas commoda is the source of this 1188-nucleotide messenger RNA. RefSeq lists its product with no specific name. Gene Ontology annotation, biological process: protein demethylation. The transcript has a single exon. NCBI's taxonomy places the organism in Eukaryota, Viridiplantae, Chlorophyta, Mamiellophyceae, Mamiellales, Mamiellaceae. Gene Ontology annotation, molecular function: protein methylesterase activity. The record is from RefSeq and is a predicted model, not a curated record. The coding region runs from base 97 to 1173 and encodes 358 amino acids.
GACCCUCCGCUCCCGACGGCGGACCCGAACCCCGGGUGGACGCGCGCGCCGUGGUCGGGCGUGGUCCAGCCGCCCGCGUCCGCCUCGUCCGCGGCGAUGAUGCCGCCGCCGCCGCCCCGGCCCAGGGCGCCGAGCGCGGACGACGAGGAGGUCCAUCGGCGGUUCGACCGCGCGGCGCUCUUUCAGCCCGCGGAUAUCUCGGCGUACUUCGACGAGUGCGCGGACGUGCGCGUCGGAGGGGGCGACGUGUUCAGAGUCCGGACCGCCCGCGGGGCGACCCGCGGGGCGACCCGCGGGCGGGGGCGCGCGUCGAUCGCCGCGCUGUGCCUGCACGGGUGCGCGCUCUCGGGGGCGUCGUUCGCCCUCUUCGCGCGGCGACUCGCCGAUCGCGGCGGCGAAAACUUUCGCGUGGACGCGUUGGACCUCCGCGGGCACGGAUCCACGCGCACCGCCGACGACCGCGACCUCUCCCUGGAUACCAUGGCGAGGGACGUCGCGGACGUGUGCGCGCGGCUGUACCGCGACGACGACGCGACGACGAACGAGGAUGGGAACACGAACGUGCAGGUGGUGCUGGUGGGGCACUCGAUGGGCGGCGCGGUGGCCGCGAGGGUGGCGCAGCUCGACCUCGUGAGGAAUCUGCGCGGGGUCGUCGUCAUCGACGUCGUCGAAGGCACGGCGCUGGCGUCGGUGAGGGGCGAGGCGAUGCGCGCCGCCGUCGCGUCGCGCGCCGGCAAAACCUUCGCGACGAUCGCCGACGCCGUCGAGUGGUGCGUCCGGGUGGCGAGGACGACGUCAAACGUCGAGUCCGCGCGUGCCUCGACGGCGCACGCGUUGGUCCCCUCGCGGCGUGACGACGCGGGGGACGGAGGAAGCGAAGGGGGGGACGGGGCGCGCGGGUGGACGUGGAGGGUGGACGUGGCGAAGAUGUCCGCGUACUGGGAGGGUUGGUACGAGGGCAUGGGCGAGCGGUUCCUGCGCGCGAGAUGCGCCAAGCUGUUGGUGCUCGCCGGGACGGACAGGCUCGACGACGCGCUGACGGUGGCGCAGAUGCAGGGGAAGUUUCAGACGGUGGUGUUCCCGAACGCGGGGCACGCGGUGCACGAGGACGAGCCGGAGAGGUGCGCAGAGGCGGUGCUGGGGUUCGCCGCUAGGUACGCGAGUUCUUCUUGACAUAAAUAUCGCAUU